AUGGCCGAGGAAAUAACGAAUCGACGCUCUACGCUGAGGCUGGAUAAUGAUGAGGACGAAGUCAUUGAUCUAAGAACCGUAGCAUCGGAUAAUUCAAAGGAUAACUUUGACCUAUUAUUGAUCGGGAAAUUAGUCUCUGAUAGACCUUUUAAUGUAGAGGCAUUUAGAAGGACAAUGAUGAAUGUUUGGUCCCCUGAGCAUGGUCUUGUGAUUAGGGUUCUCGGCCCUUACUUAUUCGGUUUUCAGUUUUUUCAUUGGAGGGAUAAGGAGAAGGUGUUUCAUGGGCGGCCGUGGUGCUGGGAUAAUAAACUGAUUCUCAUGAAGGAGGUCGAGGAAAACGAGCAGCCGGAUCAGAUUGUGCUAUCGACUUCCCCUUUCUGGGUUCACGUUAAGAACCUUCCAUUCAGUCGCCGGUCCGAUUCGGACGUGGCGGCCACCGUAGCAGGGGUGGGCGAAGUGAUGGAGAUUGAAUCGGAUGUGCUUGGCUUAGAGCGUUUCCGUAGAGUGCGAAUUAUGGUGGAUAUCACAAAACCAUUACGUAGGUUGAAAAGGUUGAUUGACAAAGGAGGGCGUGAAGUGAAAGUUGAAUUCGCGUAUGAACGACUACCAUUCAUUUGCUUUGCCUGUGGUAUCCUUGGUCAUUCAGAACGGGAUUGCUCUAGAGUUUCGGAAGAGGAGAAGCGCAAGGAGUUAGGCUGGGGGUUGUUCCUUCGAGCCUCACCUUGUAAAGGUAGGGGAAAGUAUGUGAAGGAGAUGGAAGCUAUUACCUCAGGAAGGGAGGUGUUGUUUGUUACCAAAGAAAAAAAUGAAAAAGGUAGGUGUGGUGUGGGGGCGAGACGUGAGCUGUUCGUGGAUGGGAAGCAAACUGGGCGACCUCUACUGGGGGUUGAAGAAGGUAAGGUGGGCAAGAAGCUGGUGGAGGGGGAAAAAAGGGUAGAGCAACAGGUUGAGGAGGUGAUCAGGUGUGUCGUGCAGGGACAUGAGAGUGAGGGGAAGGAGGUGACGGAACUGCCAGUUAUGAGCAAUGAGGUUGAGAAGGUAGGGAGUGAAGUGGCAGGGAAGGAUCAUGUGGCUGCCCCAGUGAUCCUAUUCUCGAUGGGUGCGGGGGGAGAAAAAUCUCACGGAGGAGGUAAAAGCUGGAAAAGAUUCAAUAGACAGAAAAGUGCGGUAAAGAGAAGUGAAAAGGAGGAGCUGGUGGGUGCGGAGAAGGGUCAGGAAGGGGUGCUGAGUGUGGGGGAAAAAAGAGAUAGACAUGGAGACAGUGGAAUGGUGGAUGUGGAGAGUUCGGGGAAAAUAGUUACGGUGAGUAACUCUAUAACUGGAUUGCGAAUGGCGGUGGCUGUCGAUGGGCAGUCCCGCCCAGCUCAAUGA
Molecule: messenger RNA, 1371 nt
Organism: Spinacia oleracea (spinach)
Lineage: Eukaryota; Viridiplantae; Streptophyta; Magnoliopsida; Caryophyllales; Amaranthaceae
Exons: 1
Coding region: 1-1371 (456 amino acids)
Molecular function (GO): zinc ion binding; nucleic acid binding
Source: RefSeq, a predicted model, not a curated record